AUGGCGCCGGUGGUGCUUUCUGUUCUCGACAUGAUGAGGGCUCAGCGGGCCGAUGGCCCGGCAACUGUGCUGGCAAUCGGCACGGCAACGCCGGCCAAGUGCGUUUAUCAGGCCGACUACCCAGAGUAUUACUUCCGGGUAACGAACAGUGGGCACCUCCCUGACCUAAAAGAGAAGUUCAAGAAGAUAUGUGAGAGGUCCACAAUUAAGAAGAGGCACAUGCACAUGACGGAGGAGCUCUUCCACCAAAACCCCCAGAUGUGCGCGUUCGACGGGCCAUCGCUAGACGCGCGUCAGGCCAUCCUCGCCGGCGAGGUCCCUAGGCUCGGGGCGGCUGCAGCGCUUAAGGCAAUCAAGGAGUGGGGCCAGCCACUCUCAAAGAUCACGCAUCUCGUGUUUUGCACUCGACAGGCCGUCGACAUGCCAGGCGCCGACUACCAGCUACUGAAGAUGCUCGGGCUCGACCCCUCUGUGAGGAGAGUCAUGUUGUACCAGCAUGGCUGCUUCGCCGGCGGCACGGUGCUCCGCGUGGCCAAGGACCUCGCGGAGAACAACCUCGGCGCGCGUGUGCUCGUGGUCUGCUCGGAGAUCACGGCCGUCACCUUCCGUGGGCCCUCCGCCACAGGCUCGCACCUUGACAACCUUGUCGCGCAGGCGCUCUUCGGGGAUGGUGCGGCGGCGGUGGUCGUCGGAGCCGAUCCCGAGGAGCCCUUGGAGAGGCCGCUCUUCCAGCUGGUCUCGGCGAGCCAGACAAUCCUUCCCGAGUCAGACGGCCUGAUCGGUGCCACUCUCCGAGAGGCUGGCCUUAGUGUGCACAUCAACAAGGAUGUGCCCACCAUCAUCUCGAAAAACAUCGAGAACGCUUUGGUCAAAGCCUUCGCUCCAUUGGGCAUCGACGACUGGAACUCCAUAUUUUGGGUCGCACACCCCGGCGGUCCAGCGAUUCUAGACAUGGUUGAGGCCAAGGUGAGCCUCAACAAGGAGAGGAUGGGCGCCACCAGGCAUGUGUUGUCUGAGUAUGGCAACAUGUCUAGCUCCAGCGUGCUCUUCAUUCUCGAUGAGAUGAGGAAGCGCUCUGCCGAGGAUGGCCACGGCACCACCGGCGAGGGCAUGGACUGGGGUGUCCUCUUCGGAUUCGGCCCUGGUCUCACCCUCGAGACCAUCGUGCUACACAGUGCGCCUAUCGUCGCCUCCGCAUGA
Messenger RNA from Lolium rigidum, 1200 nucleotides. Its product is annotated as chalcone synthase 2-like. The transcript is spliced from 2 exons. Gene Ontology annotation, molecular function: acyltransferase activity, transferring groups other than amino-acyl groups. The record is from RefSeq and is a predicted model, not a curated record. NCBI's taxonomy places the organism in Eukaryota, Viridiplantae, Streptophyta, Magnoliopsida, Poales, Poaceae. Bases 1 to 1200 code for a protein of 399 amino acids. Gene Ontology annotation, biological process: polyketide biosynthetic process.